This is a messenger RNA of Micromonas commoda, 1529 nucleotides long. RefSeq lists its product as hypothetical. The transcript has a single exon. The record is from RefSeq and is a predicted model, not a curated record. Bases 1 to 1461 code for a protein of 486 amino acids. Lineage: Eukaryota; Viridiplantae; Chlorophyta; Mamiellophyceae; Mamiellales; Mamiellaceae.
AUGAGGUGUCCUAGGUGUACGAUACCGAGCGUAUACCUCCUCGCUAUCGUCCUGAUGACAAGGGGCGCCCAGUCGGACUCGCAAGCGGACGCGUUUUACCCUUUCGCGAAAUGUUCCAGUUGGGAGAACCCAUACAGCUCCUACAGCGGAUAUGUCAAAUCCUUCAAUGCCGAGCUUCUCAUGGACGCGAAAAUCGACUCUGAGUUUGGCGACCAUUACAAUUAUGUCGCAGAAGGCACUGGUAGGACAGUGAGGUGGACCGAAGGGCGGUCCAAGCUUUCUUUCUCCUUCAGAUUUGGUUUGAGCGCUGCCCAGAACAUUGAUACUGACCAGUCUUGGAAGGCACACAUCCACGCCAGCAGAUGUGAUGUUUCCUCAGGCGGUGCUCACUACUUGCAAAACCAAAAUGGCCUAGACGGAGGUGAAAACAUUUUCGAAGUCGUCUUCGAUGCGAAGCGAUCUGGCGACGAGAUAAUGGGCACAGGAAACGUCACACGCGAGUUCCUCGCAGACUACAACAGGGCAGCGUCAGUUGUCGUGCACAUUGCCGACGGUACGCGAAUCCUCUGCUGCAACUUGGCACCUGCCCUACCGAAGCUUCCCGAUACGUGGAGUGCCACCAUCGAGGCCAACAUCAACAACUUCGACGCCGGCUCCAAUCUGAGCUACACCAUGCUUCGGAAGGAAUGGUAUCAUGCGGAGACCAACAACUUGCGUAUCGAUGAGCACAGCGCGUAUUCCCGUCAGACUCGCAUGAUGAACACGGUUGAAGAACGGUUGAUCACCAUGCACAGGAACGACACCUUCCCGGAUGGCUUAUGCAGCGACCACCCAUUGCAAUCCAGGAUGUCACGAUUCCUGACCCGUGGUGGGACGGACCACACAAUUAAAUCAACCGCGGAGAUGUUCUCCUUCGAAGGAGAUGCCCCAGACGAAUACCACGGAAUCACGGCAUCUCACGAGUAUGUCCGAGGCGUGCCAUGCGAGAAGUGGACACGUAAUGUGACGAUGGGCACCAAGAAGUACACGUACGAGUUUUACUUCCCAUUGUCAAGUUGGAUGAUACGGCGCGAGUCUUACCACCGCAUGCUUUGGCGCGUGGUUGUCAAGAGUGACGAGGGCUUCAGAGGCCAACCUGUGUUACAUUUUUAUGAUUUCAUCGACAUGGUACCUUUCAUUGAGGACAUGGAGGUUUUCAACCCGUGCAACGUGUACAACACUGGGAAACCUCUUGCGGGCAACUGUUCUUGUGGUCGGAUCGGUGCACCCGCGCCUCCACCGGCUUCUUGGGGCGGUGGCGGCUCGGGUGAAGAGGGCAUGAACGCUGGUGAGGUUGCGGGGCUGUCGAUCUUCUUCCUCAUUUUCGGAUCAUCUGUUUCGUUCAUCGGCACGUACGUGUACUUCACUCAGUUUGCCAACAGAGUUCCGCUCUUUCCUGAGAUGGAGAUGAGUCAUGCGUGAUUGAUGAUUUCUUCCUUUCAACUUUCACUAGUCGCACGCGAUUGUAAUCUAGCUAGAGAACAAAAUCU